Molecule: messenger RNA, 663 nt
Organism: Coffea arabica (coffee)
Lineage: Eukaryota; Viridiplantae; Streptophyta; Magnoliopsida; Gentianales; Rubiaceae
Source: RefSeq, a predicted model, not a curated record
AUGACCAAAGAGGGUAAAAGACAGAAACUUACAGAGAAAGCAUUAGACAGGUCAGCUUUCUACCAAUCUAUAGAUGCUACUUUUCAUGAUCCUUCUGCUAAUGAUAAUAUCCCAACAACUGAAUCUUUACUGGCCCAAAGUAAUAGCUUUCAGAGUAAUCGAAAGAGGAAUCAACAAAAGAAAAAACAGAAGGAUCCAUUAGAUAACAGUGCAACUGAGCCUAGCUUAUUACCAGCAACUGCUAACUGUCAAUAUUGCAAUGCAAAGCGUUUCUGUCUCGAACCUCCAGGAUUUUGCUGUGCUUCUGGAGAGAUUCAAUUAAUAGCAACUGAGAUGCUAAGGAAACUUAUGCUGCUUUAUCUUGAUAAUACUGAAGAUGCCAUAGAGUUCCGUCGAUGUGUUAGAAGCUAUAACAACGUAUUUGCCUUUACCUCUAUUGGAGUCCACACAGAUCAAUCUCUUGGCAAAGCAUACAAAGGAAUUUAUAUUUUUCGAAUCCAAGGACAGAUGUAUCACUAUAUAAAUCAGCUCAUUCCUGCUGAUGGUGAACAGCCAAAAAAUCUUCAAUUAUAUUUCUUUGACACUGAUCAUCAGAUAAAAAAUGCACAGCUGAUCAUUUGGGAUGAAGCUACUAUGGCAAAGCGAAAAUCAAUUGAAAAAUAA